This is a messenger RNA of Carassius auratus (goldfish), 3559 nucleotides long. Its product is annotated as phosphatidylinositol transfer protein alpha isoform-like. NCBI's taxonomy places the organism in Eukaryota, Metazoa, Chordata, Actinopteri, Cypriniformes, Cyprinidae. Gene Ontology annotation, cellular component: cytoplasm. Gene Ontology annotation, biological process: phospholipid transport. Gene Ontology annotation, molecular function: phosphatidylcholine intramembrane carrier activity; phosphatidylinositol binding; phosphatidylcholine binding. Bases 184 to 996 code for a protein of 270 amino acids. The record is from RefSeq and is a predicted model, not a curated record. The transcript is spliced from 12 exons.
CCCCCUCGGCCCCGAUCAGAAAGUGAAUCUGUGGGAAAUAGAAAAACGGUCCCUAGAAUGACAUAGAAGCGGGUGAGGUGGGGUAGACCGAGACACCGGGACUAACGCAAGACUCGACUCCUAUUUGGGUUCAUCCAGGUGCUAAACCUCGUUAUCUUUGGAAGGCAGAGAGCACCGGAGAAAAUGCUGAUUAAAGAAUUUCGAGUGAUCCUACCGAUUUCUGUGGAGGAGUAUCAGGUUGGACAGCUAUACUCAGUAGCGGAGGCCAGUAAGAACGAGACGGGUGGAGGAGAGGGUGUGGAGGUGUUGAAGAACGAACCCUAUGAGAAGGAUGGAGAGAAGGGACAGUACACACACAAAAUCUACCACCUGCAGAGUAAAGUCCCGUCAUUUGUACGAAUGCUUGCGCCAGCAUCAGCACUGAACAUUCACGAGAAAGCUUGGAACGCCUACCCAUACUGCCGCACAGUAAUUACUAAUGAGUAUAUGAAAGAAAACUUCCUCGUCAAGAUUGAGACGUGGCACAAACCUGACAUGGGACAGCAGGAAAAUGUUCACGGACUAGACCCAGACACCUGGAAGAAGGUGGAGGUGAUGUACAUUGACAUCGCAGACCGGAGUCAGGUGGAGCCAAAGGACUAUAAACCAGAGGAAGACCCCACUAAGUUUAAGUCUGCAAAGACUGGAAGAGGGCCGCUCGGUCCGGAUUGGAGGAAAGAGCUACCUAAAAAGACAGACUGCCCACACAUGUGUGCCUACAAACUGGUUACUGUCAAGUUCAAGUGGUGGGGCCUGCAAAACAAAGUGGAAAACUUUAUUCAAAAGCAAGAGAAGCGCUUGUUCACUAAUUUCCACCGGCAGCUGUUCUGUUGGAUUGAUAAAUGGAUCGAGCUGAACAUGGACGACAUCCGCAGAAUGGAGGAAGAGACCAGGAGGGAACUGGAUGAGAUGAGAGUGAAGGAUCCAGUGAAAGGCAUGGUGGCUCUUGAAGACUGAGGCUGCUCUGUGUUCCUGGAUGCUGCUGUUCAAAAAGUUUUUCUCAGAUCAGACCUGAACUUCUGGAGACCAGUAGCAUCUCUCUCCUCAAUCUCAUCAAACCAACAUGUCUUUUUAAUCGUGAUCGAAGUCCUUCAUCCAGUCCUUUUGUCCUGAGCAGCUUUCACAUCCUCCUUUCAGUCUGACAGUGGAGCACAUUGACUAGUUCAGUAGGCUUUUAUUCCGGUUCUAUCCUCAUGCCCAGUUUCUGAAGUCUGCCUACUUAAACAAAUACAGGGACGAUCAGCAGUUCGUCGUUUAUGAUGUCAGAUCAUUACCUUAACAUUUGGAGCUCGGCAGAAUGGAUUUAUUAGAUGAGUUUAAUGUAAAGCAGAUGAUAUUUGUGUGUAUAUAUUUUCAGAAUGUCUAUUGGCAGUGGAAUCCUUGUGACAGAUGUAUAAACAGGGUUUUGAAGUUAUUGUUCUCUGAAUAGUUUUCAGACCAAGCCGGUUUUCCUUGCUUUGUUUUAAUCUAUAGUGAUUUGUUUUUGUUGCUUUAUUUUAUUUUAUUUUACUAUUAUUUUUAUUUUUUUUUACCCACUUUUAAAUCUGUUUACCAGCUGAUCCAGGAUCUAAGUGUGUCUCUUUAUAGUGGAGUACUGGACAAUCACAGUCGUGUCAUCCGGAACAUUCAUUUAUUUGUGAGAUGAAUUUUGGAUUCAUUUUGGCUGGCAGCUGCUUAAUCACCUUAAAAUGUCAGACUGCAAGUACUGUUCAUAAUUUAAUGCGAGACAUAGUUUAUUAUGACUCAUUGAACAGUAUCACAUUCUUGAAAUAAGUUGAAGUUUAAAAGUGUUGUUUGUUAAUCAGUCAAUAUUAAUGUUGCAUUGUCAUCUCUUCCACAAUUUCAUUGUGUGUGCUAUUUUAGUCAAGUUAUUGUAUUGGUUUAUUUAUUUUUUUAUAAAAAAGACAGGUGUAUAGUAGGUGUAGCUCUCCCUCCCUUGGCUGUUUUUGAUUGGUUUACAAGAUCAGGCUCUGCCCUUUUCUUUAUUCAGUGGCUGACUGUCUUUAAAAAAACUUGAAGAGGCAACGCUAAACCUUUAGUCUUGACAUCUUUCAUAAAAGCUUCAUUCCUACUAUAGAAAAAGUUUUUUCCUGACUAUUUUGUUCGCUACCAGAUAAGGUGCUUAAGGAGGAUAUUUUACGUCAUGUCUCACCUCCUUUCUGAUUUGUUGAAGGAUUCAUUAUCGUACUUCCCCUUUUAUUACUUGUCUUGAGGAUAAAGACACAUUUAUCCAGAUGUUAGCAAUAAUACCUCCUUCCACAAACCCUUCCAAUCAACACACAUGUGAGAUAGUGACUUUAGUAGUGUAUAAUCCAUCCCCUCUCAGAAUGUUGCGUCAAUAGGACUUCAAUACAAAUAUACUCACUUCCAAUCGCUUCUUACCUGGAAUCAGGUAAGGAAGAUGAAAUGGGUUGAGGAUGGGGUUUUAAAUCAGUCUUUUCUUAGUAACGUGAUGUAUGGAUGUAUGUGCAUUUGAAGUUCUCAGUGUUUCUUGUUUUUUGCUCGAGGGAUAUCCGUCAUGUAACUGGAAUGGAGGUUUACACCCAUGUGUUUCUUUCAGCCAAUGCUCAGGACCCAUUGAUGCACACCUAAAUUCACUCUGACAAGAGUUCAAUUAUUCUUGUAGCAUUGCAUCGAAUUCUUUGAAAUUCAUAACAAUGCCAUUGAGUUCUUAAUAAGUGAAUGCAGGUUUUAUGGUGUAGACUGUGUUAAAACAUCUUUACUGUCAUAAUACAACCACCGAUACACCAGAACUGUGUUGGUCCUGAGUCUAAUCAAAGUGAUGUAUGGAUGUAUGUAUUGAAUUGUAUAUAAUAUAUAAAUAUAUGUAGAUUAACACAUAAAAACUAUAUAAAUAUAAUCCCGACUAUCCUGCCAGGAUAUCAGCACAUACAGCCUUCCAUCAACCUAACCAGAGUAAUUAUAUCUAGUGGUUUAAUAAUGGUUGGGUGUUAUCUGUGGGUGAAGUUACUAUUUUCUGGAAUGUGGGGAUUAUGGUGACCUAGGGAAUUAAAAACUAAAUCUGAACUGUUGAUUUGAAUAGUCUAUAAUGGAACUUUCAGAUAACUCCGCCCAUCACUGUCACUGGCCCCGCCCCUCCUCCCUGGCCACUCCUCUUUGGCAGGAUGGUGUCUAGAUAUGUUUUCAUUCAUCAAUUGUUGUGGUAUUUUUGCUGUGAGCCGUAGAAAUCUCUCACUUUUAAGUUCAUUUCAAAGCUUACACUGUGAACGUAGCCACGAACUUGAGAAAUGAGCCUUUCAAGGGGUUUUGGACAAGGUUGCCAUUCUUCUCUCAGGAGACUCGAGUGAAACUUGUCCUUGAUCAGUCCAAGCUGGUGUUUGAAUGACAGACAAGUGGCUUAUAAAAGGGAACUAUCCACAUGAACUGAUCAUCCACAGUGUGUGUUAUCAUGGUACCAUGGCAGAUCAUGGUAAACAGGACUUUCUCAUAGAUAUGUUGUUGUUAGAUUUCACAAUAUGUUUGUCGAAAUUAAAAACCCAGUGAUUAUAGAAAUACAUUA